AUGCAGGGCAGUGUGGCUCCACAACAGCUCACAACAAAGCAUCUUUGCAUCUUUGUACUGUUGCUGACCGUGAUCUUCCUUGCAGUGGACGUUGUGCUCUCUGAUCGUAUGCUAGACUUUUCAGUGGUGUGUGGCACUCGAUGCGAGAAGAAGCAUAUGCGAGCCAGGAUGAAAGCUGCCUUUGGGUCAGUUCAUAAAGCAGGCCGGUUGACCUCGGCAUCCACGAAUGUGUCCACAGUAUGCGUUGACGAUGCUUGUGGUGAGAAUAGCUGUUGCUGCGCUGUGGAGAGAGUGCCCGACAUGCAACUCACGCCGGACCUGAACACAGUACCUGACGAACAUGCACUGAUAACCCGUCUCAAGGUGACCGACAUCAAGGAAGGCGGCUGGUGGCAGCCGCAUGGUUGUACUGUGGAGCAUUCGCUGGCCAUUGUCAUCCCAUUUCGUAACCGCGAAGCGCACUUGCUGAUCUUUCUCCAGCACAUUCACCCGUACCUGCAGAGACAGAAGUUGGCGCACACAAUCUACGUUGUUGAUCAAGUUGACAAGCUGCCGUUCAACCGGGCAAUGUUAUUCAACGUCGGAUAUCGCGAAGCUAUGGCCGAGCGCAACUACACAUGUUUAUCAUUUCACGACGUUGACAACAUACCUGUGGAUCCGAUGCUGAGCUAUCGUUGUGGACCACAGCCACAGCACAUGGCAGCGAGGACAGACAAAUGGAGAUGGGGCUUGCCGUAUGCUGCAUUUACUGGUGGCGUUAGCAAACAGUCACCCGGCCAGGUAGAGAAGAUGAACGGAUUUGCAAAUCGCUUCUGGGGCUGGGGCGGCGAAGACGAUGACAUCCUGACACGUUGGAAAGCAGCCGGAUACAAGUUUACCCGUCCGCCCUCUCCUGACGGUCGCUUUGCCACAGUAAAGCGCGACCACUUCCAGUCGUCUAAACCUAAUCCGCAACGUUUCAAGUUGCUGAAAACCAGUGGGGCAAGAAUGCGUUCGGACGGCUUGAAUGAUCUGAAGUAUAAAUUAGUGGAAAAGAAAAAGCAUGCUCUCUAUACUCGCCUGCGUGUUGAGCUGAGGAGGUAG
Sycon ciliatum is the source of this 1083-nucleotide messenger RNA. Its product is annotated as beta-1,4-galactosyltransferase 1-like. Gene Ontology annotation, molecular function: galactosyltransferase activity. The record is from RefSeq and is a predicted model, not a curated record. NCBI's taxonomy places the organism in Eukaryota, Metazoa, Porifera, Calcarea, Leucosolenida, Sycettidae. The transcript has a single exon. Gene Ontology annotation, cellular component: Golgi apparatus. Gene Ontology annotation, biological process: carbohydrate metabolic process. Bases 1 to 1083 code for a protein of 360 amino acids.